CUUCUAUCGUAGAUUAUAAAACGAAACAAUGACGUAGAUAAAAUGGCGGCCUCGGUCGAAGUGGAUCGUAAACACAUCAACUGUACCAAUUGUUGAUAUUCUUGGCGGAGAUAUACGAAGGCGAGCGUCCGAAAGAGGAAAACAAAUAAAUAGUCUGGAGUAUGGCGACAAACGGAGAUGAGGCAAGUGGAGCAGAUGAGGGCUCGGAGUCUGAGGUGGCUGAGCUUCGUCAGAAAGUAGAGUCUCUACAGCAAGAACUGAAAAACUGCAAAAAAGAACUAACCAAAUUGCAGAAACAACUGAUUAAGUCGGAGCGCCUUCAGAAGAGCACAGAAAGCUAUAAUGAAGAUCUGAGGAAACAGGUCGACAAACUGAAUACAGAUAUUCAUGAACGGAAAAAGAAGGUAAAAGAGCGAGUUGAAGCUGAGACCCAGACAGAGCAAUAUACCUGGUCAGAAACAGAUUAUUACAACUACUACUAUGGAAGUGGCAUCUACCAGAAUGAUGGUCUGGCUACAGACACCCAGGGGACUGUCAUGGUUGAGGGGCAGGAACUCACCGAUGCUUCAGCGAUGACCGCUGUAGAAGCAACUACUGACACGGCUACAGACACAAUUACAGACACAGCCACUGCAAUGGUUACAGAGGGGUCUGUAGAGGGUGGCGUUAAAGCUGCAAACACACAGCAGGAGGUUGAUGCAGGCUCCAUAGCUGACAUGCUGAGGGCCACUGCUCAACAGGCCAUGACUCAGACUGGCUUUGUGUUUGAUGAGACCACAGGGAUGUACUACGACCACAGCACCGGCUUCUACUACGACUCGGCUAGUCAGUUGUACUAUGACAACAACACAGGGAUGUACUACUACUAUGAUGCAGAGAGUGGCAAAUAUCAGUUCCACUCCAGGAUAGAGAUUUCUGCUGAACAACCUGCCUCAGAGGCCAAACAGGAGAAAAAGAGCCAGGACAAGAAAAGCAGGAAGUGGAAGAAAGGCCCAGAGAAAGCCUCUCAUCAGGACGAUAAGGGCCUUGUAAAGGUGAAAGAUGAGGAGCUGGAGCUUGAGGAAUGGGUGGAGCGGAGAAUCCCCAAGAGAGGCGAGGCCUCACGCCGGCCAAGGGACCGGUCUCUGAGUCCAGAUGCUCCUUCCAGAAGAAAACGGGCGAAAAGUGCUGAACACUCCCCGAAGAAGAAAAGGAAGAAGGACCGGUCGCACUCUGAUGUGAGCAGCUUGAAGAGGAAUAAGAAGACUAAAUCAGAAAAACCCAGCAGGAAGAAGAAGAAGAAGAAGAGAAAGAAGGCUAAAUCUGCUCCUGUGUCACGGAGUGAUGACUCAAGUGGGAACAGCGAGCCCGAGGAGGGGGAGAUCACCGAGUCGGAGGGAGAAUGGAGGUCCACCUCUUCCUCUUCCUCUUCGUCCCCCCUCCUCACCAAAGACAGCUCAGAGUCAGAGAUGGAGAGUCAGGAAGUAGUUGAGGAGGUCUGGCCCCCCUGUGUGAGGGUGACCGUGGUCAGAUCUCCAGUGUUACAGACUGGAACACUCUUCAUCAUCACUGCUGACUCUCCAGCCACCAUCGGCAGGGAGAAGGAAAUGAACCAUGCCAUCAGAAUAUCUGAAAUGGGAAUCAGUAAGUUUCAUGCAGAGGUGUACUUCGACCAGGACCAGCAGUGCUACAUGCUAGUGGAUCAGGGAAGCCAGAACGGGACAGUCCUCAAUGGCAACCGGAUCCUGCAGCCCAAAGCUAAGUGUGAGCCUUGCCCUCUGACCCAUGGGGAUGAAGUGAAGAUGGGAGAGACAGUUCUGUCUUUCCACAUCCACUCUGGAACAGACACCUGUGAUGGCUGUGAACCUGGACAGGUCAUGGCUCACCUCAGCAAGCACCAGAGAAAUCAGCUGCUGCAGACAGGUCCUGCUAUAACCAAGGAGGACAAAGAGUUGCUCCGACAGAAAGAACUAAAGCAGAUGAAGGUCAAAUAUGGCCUGAAGAGUGCUGAAUAUGAGGAGGCUAAAGCCCUGAAGAACCCCCGGUAUGUGGACCGAGCAGAGUCUCGCCGUCAGACGGUGGGCAGCGAGGGAGCCUUCCAACGCGAUGACGCGCCCGCCUCUGUGAAUGUUGAGAUCGGUGAGGUCAAUAAGGGAAGGAAGAUGCUGGAGAAAAUGGGCUGGAAGAGAGGAGAAGGCCUGGGCAAAGAUGGAGCCGGAAUUAAAGAUCCGAUCCAGCUAAAGAUCCGGAAGUCCCAGUCAGGUCUGGGGGCGGGAGCUGCUGUGUCAGUAGAUGAGGCUGGGUCUCUCAGCAGGACAAGGACUCAGAGGAACUUUGAGAAGGCCAGGGAGAGAUACAAUGACACCUGUCAGCAAGAUACACCCACAGUCAAGAAGGAGCUGGGCCGGGCACCCAAACCCUGGGUUAAAGGAGAAGUGACUCAGUGAUAUCCUGCACCAGUGUUUCUGAACUGUUGUAUUCUGUAUGUCAGAAAUGCUGGUUGCUUUAUCCACCAUGGGGGGUUUAAUUGACUGGAUUCAAAACCAAAUGGUGGAGUAGUUCCAUUGUUUGAUCCACAGCAUAUAACGAAGGACUGGACUGAUAAUGUUACUGGUACUCAGUUAGAUUUAUUCCAAUCUGCCCUGAAUUGAUUUAGCGCCAUCGGUCUAGUUCUUUUAGGACUUGUGUAGUGUGAACACUAGAAGAUGUGGGUUGGUCAAGUGCCCAGGGCAAAAACCUAAUUGUCCCGUACAUUUUAGCCUUCAUUUUAUUUUUUUAAGAUUCUAAAGAACCUCAUUGUCUUUUCUUGCAAAUGUGUGACAUUCCUUUCUUUGAAAAACAACUAAUGUAAAGCAACAACUGCUUGUUGGCUGCAUAUGAUAUCCAUGAAACUGUACAAUCAUGCUAAAUAAAUGUUGGUUUGAUUUUA
Messenger RNA from Esox lucius (northern pike), 2908 nucleotides. RefSeq names its product angiogenic factor with G patch and FHA domains 1 (gene aggf1). Gene Ontology annotation, biological process: vasculogenesis. The transcript has 16 exons. Gene Ontology annotation, molecular function: nucleic acid binding; protein binding. The record is from RefSeq and is a predicted model, not a curated record. The coding region runs from base 162 to 2426 and encodes 754 amino acids. NCBI's taxonomy places the organism in Eukaryota, Metazoa, Chordata, Actinopteri, Esociformes, Esocidae.